Diceros bicornis minor is the source of this 3301-nucleotide messenger RNA. RefSeq names its product olfactory receptor 7E178-like. Gene Ontology annotation, biological process: G protein-coupled receptor signaling pathway. Bases 2016 to 3008 code for a protein of 330 amino acids. Lineage: Eukaryota; Metazoa; Chordata; Mammalia; Perissodactyla; Rhinocerotidae. The record is from RefSeq and is a predicted model, not a curated record. The transcript is spliced from 4 exons. Gene Ontology annotation, cellular component: membrane. Gene Ontology annotation, molecular function: G protein-coupled receptor activity; olfactory receptor activity.
CUUCUGUGUUUUUUCUGUGAAGUCUUCUGCGGUCAGCUAGGUGUUACUUCUUUGCUCUAAUAUGCGCCCUAGUAAAGAAAGCAACAUAAUGUCCAUCAAUUCAGGUCUCUCUGGGUCACACAGGGCCGGGAGAAUGUCCAAGACCCUUUUAACUUGAUCCCGGAGCUCUGAUUCCAUAUCUGGUGGUCCUUAGUUCUUGGGCCAUCCACUCAUGAUGCGUUUACAAAGAAUAGCAGGGGAGAUGAAUGGGAAAUAUCUGGAUGAGGAAAAUACAUCCAAACAAUAAAUGUAAAGAAGAAAUAAAACAGGUCAUUUUGUGAGAUCAUAGAAAUUUGGGUAGACAGAAAGUAAGAGUAAGGGAAGCUGAAGAGAUCCCCAAACCUUAGAGACUAAUGGCUUCAUCCUGCUGAGACAAAGUGUAUCUUCAAAAUUUUCCAUGUUAAAGUUUCAAAGAUAAUGAACUGCUCAUUGACUGGUGAGCUUCUUCACAAACACUUGCCUUGGAGGACUCCUCUCUUUAGUGCCCUCAACUCCUUUCCUUGUUCCAACCAAGCAAUCAGACUGGGUUUGAACAGUUGAUACCCAGUCCAUGGGUAAAGGUGUAUUAAUGAGAAAGGCUCAUGGAAGAAAGGACAAACCUUCCUAUGAAUCAGGAAAUCUAUUUCUAAUGAAAGCAGUAAAAAUAUUUCAAAAGGACUGAAAAGGCAAACAUCUCUUUCUGUGCAAAAAGAAUGUUUAUCUCUGACCCCUGAAAGCCAAACUCACACAUAUAUACACACAUUUGCAAAGAACUAUGACUAUUCAAAUAGGAAAUGAGACAAAGAAAUCUUUGUUCUGAUGGGGAAACCACUAGAGCAGUGGUUCUCAAACCUUGGAGUACAUCACAAUCAACUGAAGUGCUUAUUCAAACACAGAAGAUGGGGAAACAAGCCCAGCUUUAAAAUUUAAGUAUGUCAAAAGUGGAGUCUGAGAAUGUAAAUUCCUAACAGAGUGACGGUAUUGCUGUUGGUCCUAGGAACACAUUUACAGAACAACCACAGCAGAUUAAAACCCUAUUAGUACAGGGACUAUGUAUCUGUUAUAUCUCAUUAUAUUCAGAUUUGGCAUCACCAAUGCUGGAACACAGUAAGUAUAUAAUCUACAUCUGUUCUCUAGCAGGUGAUGAGGAAUGAUGGCAGCCUUACCUACUGUGACCAGGUUCUGAUAGUUCUCCAGCAUCACAUCUCUGCAUAUGUUUCUCUGAGUGAGGUCCAGUAAUGUCUACUCCACCUGGGUGAAGUCCACAGCCACAUUGUCAAAGGUCACUGAGUCCUAAACUAUCACACACAUGCUGGUGUUAGCUAUGAAAUACCUCCACCAAUGUUCAAUGGGUAAUGAGGACAGAAGACCCAAUACCUACACAGGGUUAUGACUUCUCUCAUUGUUUUCCCAAGUUUCUAUGAUUCUAUGUACUUUUUUCUAUCUAGACUCACUCACUGCUGAUCUCCUCCAAUCAUAUGUCUUUGAUGGCAUCUCUUAAACAUGACCUUAUUUCAGCAUAACCAAAGUAGGAGGUCUUCUUAUCUUAUUUCCCUCUAUUGCAGCAUACUCCUGAGUACACUACAGACACUUGAUAAGUGUAGAAUGACUGAAUUCUUCUAGACAGGGACACUUACAUCUUGUUUACCAUCUGUCAGAGCACGCAGCGAGUAAGAAACAUGCAGUUGGCAUCCAUGUGGUUCAAGAUUGAUUACUGAGAUUAUUUUCUGGCUUUUUUGCUUUAGGUAUCUCUUGACACAGGUAUGCCUAGAAGGAAUGGACCCACCUGGUGGAAUUAGUACACAACCAAGUGAAGGUGAAGAUUAUCACUGUUUGAGAGGAUGAUUUUGGAAGAAACUACGUCAACACUUGAUGUGACAAGUGCUUUAAAUCUAAAGUUAUUGUAUGCAUCCUGGCGUCUGUGUCUGACUCUGUCUUCCUGCCAGUCCUGAGAACAGAGCCUGAGCCUUCAUCAUUCACCAGUCUUGGGAAGAGUGAUGGAUCAUCAUUCCUUUGUUAUGCCACUGCAUAGAGGCAGCACAGUCCAAUGUCCAAGUUACACAGAACCAUGGAAUCUAACACAUGUCUCAGAAUUCUUCCUCAUGGGCCUCUCAGAAGAUCCAGAACUGCAGCCUUUGCUCUUUGGGCUGUUCCUGUCCACGUACUUGGUCACCAUGUUGGGGAACCUGCUCAUCAUCCUGGUGAUCAGCUCUGACUCCCACCUCCACACCCCCAUGUACUUCUUCCUCUCCAACCUGUCCUUGGCUGACAUUGGUUUCACCUCCACCACAAUCCCCAAGAUGAUUGUGGACAUCCAAACUCACAGCAGAGUCAUCUCCUAUGUGGGCUGCCUGACUCAGAUGUCUAUUUUUACUCUUUUUGGAUGUUUGGACAGUCUCCUCCUGACUGCCAUGGCCUAUGACCGGUUUGUGGCCAUCUGUCACCCCUUGCACUAUCCAGUCUUCAUGAACUUCCACCUCUGUGGCUUGUUACUUUUAGUUUCUUUUUUCAUCAGUCUUUUGCACUCCCAUCUGCACAGUUUGAUGGUGUCACAACUUGCUUUCUUCAUGGAUGUGGAAAUCCCUCAUUUCUUUUGUGACCCUUCUCAGCUAUUCAACCUUGCCUGUUUUGAAAUCUCCACCUAUAACGUAUUAAUCUAUUUCAUUGGUGCCAUUUUUGGUGGUGUUCCACUCACAGGGAUCCUUUUCUCUUAUACUCGAAUUGUUUCCUCCAUUCUGAGAGUCUCAUCAACAGAUGGGAAGUACAAAGCCUUCUCCACCUGUGGCUCUCAUCUGUCAGUUGUUUGCUUAUUUUAUGGAACAGGCGUUGGAGUGUACCUCAGUUCUGCUGUUUCACAUUCUGCUAGGAAAGGUGCGGUGGCUUCAUUGAUGUACACUGUGGUCACCCCCAUGCUGAACCCCUUCAUCUAUAGCCUGAGAAAUAAGGACAUCAAGAAGGCCAUGCAGAGGCUCUUCAGAAGAACAGUCUAAUCUCAAUACUUGUGCCAUUUUUUCAGUGUGUGGGUUGAAAAAGCCAGCAAAACCAAACAUCUGGAAUUUGAAAUCUUACCCAUUUGGUUUCAUAAUUUUUGUAGCUCUUGUGCCUUUCAAUCCUCUGGAUGUUUCACAUGUGAAUAUUGCUUCAUUUGGUACAUCUUUAAUGGGGCUGAGGGAGUACUGAGGGAUGUUACCCUCAUUAUAACCACUGCAUGAUUAAAUCAUAUUACAGUUCUAGAGCCUUCUUUAUUUCCUAUUUAUGACCCAGGCAUGUUUAAGAUAUGUAC